AAAUAUUUUAACUUCUAGUUUAUUUAAUUAUUUAAACAAUGACGUGAAAUUUUACAUAAUAGUGAGGUGUGAUAUAAACAGUACAAUGUAACUUAAUUUGCGGUAUAUUUCGCACAAAUAAACACAAUACGCAACUGUCAUUAUGGCUGUCCUAUUUAUUUUUGUCAAUAAAUAAUUAUUUUUAUCAUUAAUGUGUAAAUAAAUAUGAAUUCAAAAUGAGUGAAAAGAGUUUUGAAGAUCGGUCAUCUACAUGGGACAUCCCGGGCCCGUCGUCGCUUGCCGCAAUUUUGGACACAGUAAAUACCUCUACAUCUGACAAUCAUCAAAGGCACGAGGAUAUGGACUGUGAGACCUUGUUUGCUGAGAGUGACGAUGAAGUGCAGGUUAUCAUGUCUAUGGAACCCUCGAACAACGAACCCAAGGGAGAAAUAUCAUCGAAUCAGAUCAACUCAACCUCUCCGGGGCAGCAAUACGAAGUUAACAUAUCUCAUCUAUCCGAACCAAUACCGGCCCGGACACCCAUACCCGAAGAAUAUCAGCCUCUUCCUGAUAGUUCGAGCUCACUAGAUUAUACUAGACAUAGCGGAAACUGCACAAAUGGUAAUGAACAAUUACUUAGAAAUGUUAAUAUAAGGUAUCAACCAAAAGAUAUAUCGCACCACAGGCCCUACUACUAUCACGGCUUAUACGGAAUGCAGUACGAAGACACGAGACCUAGAGAAUAUAUCGCAGCACCAUAUGUUCAUAAUAAUCUUCACGAUGAAAGAAAUGUCCUUCAUGUUGCUCGACCUAUAAAUUAUACGGCCUCUCCAGAACUGCCGACUCCACCUGACGUGAAUUUAACGUAUGAUGAGUUUCGGGCUGCAUGCAAUGCAGUCCCGCUACGUAAUCUCGAGAGAGAUAUGGAGAGGCCGAGCCGAAAACUAAAUAUCUCUCCUCGUAGAAGACAGUCGAAGGAAUCUGACAGGCCCCAUUUCAUAGAAGUGAGCUCUGAUGAGGAUGAAACUAGUAAUCCAAGGAAAAAGCCAUGUGACAGGGUAGCAAGCUCGGCCUCAUGUUCAAAUAAAGGGAGUGAAAGUGGCCCUUCAGCAGUACCAUUAGUAAAAAGGGAGAACCAAUCCCAAGAUUCAAGUAGUAGAGAACCAGAGCCUUUGAGGACUUUGAAUACAUGUCCUGGGACGAGCCAUCCAAACACAAUGAGAGAGCAGCACACAGCCUCCAGUCACAAUCAUCCCCUAAUAAAGCAGGAACCGAACCAAAACCCCCAAAACAAUUGCUCAUGUCGGAAUAUCCAUGUACAUCAGAAUUACUCCCAUGGGGAUCAUAAUCACAGAGCAAUUCCCAACUAUCACAACUAUCAAAACGGAGCUCAUCACCAUCAUAGACAUCAACAUCACAGACAUUUUCAUCAAAGUGCACCAAGUGGGUCCCAGAAACCCUCGACCGCUCAUAUCAAAGAGGAACCAGGAGUUCCACCUGUGAAUAUAAAAACUGAACCUUCUAGCAAUUUGGAGAGCACAGACACACCCAAUGUUCCUAUUAAAAUUGAGCCCAGUCAGGUUUCCGUGAAGACCGAACCGGGUAGCUCCAGUAGAAAUGAAGGUUCAGGUAGAAGUGACACUGCAGAACCUGCAAGGAGUGUGGUCAAAACGGAGCCACCGGAACGGAGGUGCUGUAAGGGGCCUGGAGAAAGAGUUGUGAAAGAAACACCUCCCCAGCCCGGUACUAGCUCUGGUGGGAAUACACAAGCUGCAAACCUAACCAGUGAACGUCAAGAUGCACAAGCUUCCGGUUCGAGUUCAGGGAAUGCGGUGCUCUCUGCACCCGACUUACAGUUGGACUGGGUGUCAGACUCUAGUACGGAUGAAGAGGUUUUAAUGCUUGGGGACAAUCAAAACUUUCGUGUUAUUGACCUUACGAAUUCACCAAAUCGGACCGAGCCUACGGAGAAUGAGCCACAAGUUCAAGACGGCACUGCUCCAUCUCCACGACCGUUGAUAGAGACCAUUCCGCUGCCGGGAGAGUAUGUGUAUCCUCAUCCACCAAUGCCAUCGCAUCCUCAUCUGUUGAGAACAAGAGCUAGGUGCAUGAUGUCGUGUCGGGGCUGCUGCUGCGCGCCGCGGCCGCUCGCGCCGCACCUGCCGCACGCACACCACCAUCUCAUUGGUGAUCGUCGUCGCGAGCUGCCGCCGCCGUACGUGGUGCAUGAGCGGCUGUGGCAAAGACAACAGCACAAUGCGGAGGUGCAGCGUCGCAUAUUGAUGCGGCCUUCCCUGUACGACAUGUACAACGUGCCGUACGCCGGCGCCGGCCCGUACGCCCGGCACCGCGACGCGUCGCCGAGAUCCACCGCGCUGCUGUCCUUUUCUGAUGACUACGAGAUGCGUGACAUACCACCUGCGCAUAUGAUUGUCGAGCCGCCGUUCGUCCAGCACCACAUGCACCACUACAUGCAGAUGCACCCUCCUCACCUCCACAUCUCCAUACAACCUUCCGGAUUGGGCGGCACCGGCACCGGCAGCAGCGUCGCGGCGCUGAUGCGCGCGGCGGAGGCGGCGGAGGCGCGGCGCAACGGGCGCGGCGCGUCGUCCGCCGUGAUCGAGCGCAACACGUACCGGCACGCGUACGCGCCGCCCGCCAACCACCGCGACGACAAGUGCACCAUCUGUCUGUCCGUCUUCGAGCUGCACGCCGACUGCAGGCGCCUGCCGUGCAUGCACCUGUUCCACAUGGAGUGCGUGGACCAGUGGCUGAGCACCAACAAGCACUGCCCCAUCUGCCGCGUCGACAUAGAGACGCAUCUCAACAAGGAUGCCACUUUCUAAACGUUUGUCUUCGAGGUUUGGUGCUCCUAUGAUAGCCCGCUGUUGUAUCUCCAAGCUCUCUUGCUGUAGUUCGUGGGUUAAAACUUUCUGCAUGUUGCAUGUCCUGCGUUAGAGAGUUUUUACAUUUAACCAAUUUGAUGU
Molecule: messenger RNA, 2966 nt
Organism: Aricia agestis (brown argus)
Lineage: Eukaryota; Metazoa; Arthropoda; Insecta; Lepidoptera; Lycaenidae
Product: E3 ubiquitin-protein ligase Arkadia
Exons: 12
Coding region: 216-2825 (869 amino acids)
Source: RefSeq, a predicted model, not a curated record